Molecule: messenger RNA, 1233 nt
Organism: Lodderomyces beijingensis
Lineage: Eukaryota; Fungi; Ascomycota; Pichiomycetes; Serinales; Debaryomycetaceae
Source: the annotation of a GenBank genome assembly
AUGUCCUAUCCUCGGCCAAAGUUGAUAUCGUUGGAUGCGUUUGCCAAGACCGUCGAGGAUGCCCGAAUCAAAACAACGUCGGGAGGUAUAAUCACAUUAGUCUGCUGCUUGGUGGCAUUGAUGUUGAUACGAAACGAGUACAUCGACUACACCACCAUCGUGACCCUUCCUGAGUUGGUGGUUGAUCGAGAUAUAAACAAGCAGUUGGACAUCAACAUGGAUAUUUCAUUUUUGAACUUGCCCUGCGACUUGGUCUCGGUUGACUUGUUUGACGAGACCGGGGACUUGAAAUUGGAUGUCAUCAAUUCGGGAUUGGAAAAAUACAGGCUCGUGAAAAGGGACAGGAGACCGCCGUUGGAGAUCUUGGACGACCAGCCCGCGUUGAAAAGAGACUUGUCUUUACUGGAAGUGUGCAAGGGGCUUGAAGAAAACCAGCAGGGCGAAUGUGGAUCGUGUUACGGGGCGUUGCCGCAGGAUAAAAACCAAUUCUGCUGCAACAGUUGUGCCGCAGUACGAAGAGCCUACGCGCAGGCUAAUUGGCAAUUUUUCGAUGGAGAAAACAUCGAGCAGUGCGAAAAGGAAGGCUACGUGCUGAAAUUGCGGGAACGAAUCAAUGGCAAGGAAGGCUGCAGGGUCAAGGGAACUGCCAAGAUCAACCGCGUCGCGGGCACCAUGGAUUUUGCUCCUGGGGCAUCCAUGACCAAAGACGGCCGCCAUGUCCACGACUUGUCCUUGUACCAAAAAUAUGAAGAUCUGUUCAACUUUGACCACAUUAUCCACCACUUGUCGUUUGGAAACACCCCCACAUUCACCGCAAAAGGCGUAUCGGAAUCCAUCGCACCCUUGGAUGGACAUCAAUUCUUGGAGCACAAAAAGGCGCACAUAAACAACUACUAUUUGAAAAUCGUAUCAACCAGAUUUGAAAGCUUGGAUGGCAAGCACAAAGUCGAUACCAACCAGUUUUCCGUCAUUACGCACGAUAGACCUUUAGCUGGUGGCAAGGAUGAUGAUCACAAACACACGUUGCACGCGAGAGGCGGCGUACCCAGUGUCGCUUUUCAUUUCGAUAUCUCGCCCCUCAAAAUCAUCAAUCGCGAAAAAUACGCAAAGACAUGGUCGGGGUUUGUUUUGGGUGUAGUUAGCUCAAUCGCUGGAGUGUUGAUGGUGGGAGCUCUAUUGGAUAGAAGCGUUUUCGCCGCACAACAAGCCAUGAAGGGCAAGAAAGAUUUGUAG